Carlito syrichta (Philippine tarsier) is the source of this 1089-nucleotide messenger RNA. It is a transcript of the gene CETN2, whose product is annotated as centrin 2. The coding region runs from base 57 to 575 and encodes 172 amino acids. Gene Ontology annotation, molecular function: calcium ion binding. Gene Ontology annotation, cellular component: centriole; centrosome. The record is from RefSeq and is a predicted model, not a curated record. NCBI's taxonomy places the organism in Eukaryota, Metazoa, Chordata, Mammalia, Primates, Tarsiidae. Gene Ontology annotation, biological process: mitotic cell cycle; nucleotide-excision repair; centriole replication. The transcript has 5 exons.
GUUCUGCCGUUGUGUUAGUCGGUUGCCGUAACAACUGACAGCGGAGUCUAUCGGCUAUGGCCUCCAACUUUAAGAAGGGAAACAUGGCAUCAAGUGCCCAGCGAAAAAGGAUGAGUCCCAAGCCUGAGCUUACCGAAGAGCAGAAGCAGGAAAUUCGGGAAGCGUUUGAUCUCUUUGAUGCUGAUGGAACUGGUACCAUAGAUGUUAAAGAACUUAAGGUGGCAAUGAGGGCCCUGGGCUUUGAACCCAAGAAAGAAGAGAUCAAGAAGAUGAUAAGCGAGAUUGAUAAAGAAGGGACAGGAAAAAUGAACUUUAGUGAUUUUUUGACUGUGAUGACUCAGAAAAUGUCUGAGAAAGAUACCAAAGAAGAAAUCCUGAAAGCUUUCAAGCUCUUUGAUGAUGACGAAACUGGGAAGAUAUCAUUCAAAAAUCUAAAGCGUGUGGCCAAGGAGUUGGGUGAGAACCUGACUGAUGAGGAGCUGCAGGAAAUGAUUGAUGAAGCAGAUCGAGAUGGAGAUGGAGAAGUCAACGAGCAAGAGUUCCUGCGCAUCAUGAAAAAGACCAGCCUUUAUUAAGCUCUGUGUCUUCUUUUCUACCGCAAGCACACGCAACUAGGUUUAGUGCCUGCCAUUGUGUGAAAACUGGCUUUUGAGAACACAAACUGUUUGUCCCCCACUGACCUCCCUGUCAACUUGAGUAGUGACCUUGAACCUAUUUUAGACUUUUGGAAGUGUUCUUUGAUAUUAAAGUUCUUUAUACAAUGACCUGCUAAUUAUUUUAAAUCUCAAAAGCAGAACAAGAGCACAUGAGAGUGGUGAAAGGGUCUGAAAGCUUUGGCUCCCCUGCCACGUUGCCUUGCAUCGCUUUAUCCUUGCCAUGCAUUUCCACAUGUCUGCAAAACCUAGACAGGCACAUGUGGUAGCCAUGUCACCACAAGCAGUGGUCAUUCUUAAGUGGUUCCAGUUUUUAGUUGACACCUGAGUGCAGUUUUCUCUUUUAUAAAACCUGGCGAACUCUUGCACUGGCCUUUGUGUGUGUGUGUUAAUGCUGUUUCUGUUGUCUUAAAAAUAAAACCUUUCUUAGUUUGAG